This is a messenger RNA of Cicer arietinum (chickpea), 860 nucleotides long. RefSeq lists its product as uncharacterized. Lineage: Eukaryota; Viridiplantae; Streptophyta; Magnoliopsida; Fabales; Fabaceae. Gene Ontology annotation, molecular function: RNA binding. The record is from RefSeq and is a predicted model, not a curated record.
AUUUUAUUGACAUUGCAUAGUGAGUUGGAGUGGCAGAAGAACCCUAAACUUGAAUUGAAGACGAAAAUGGCGAUGAUUCAAGGUGUGCAAAAGAACACCCUAUACGUCGGAGGUUUAGCGGAGGAAGUCAACGAAUCCAUCCUUCAUGCGGCAUUCAUACCCUUCGGUGACAUCAAAGACGUCAAAACCCCACUCGAUCAAGCCACUCAGAAGCAUCGCUCCUUUGGCUUCGUCACUUUCCUCGAGAGGGAAGACGCUUCCGCCGCCAUGGAUAAUAUGGACGGUGCCGAACUCUACGGUCGUGUCCUUACCGUUAAUUACGCCCUUCCUGAACGCAUUAAGGGUGGUGAACAAGGCUGGGCUGCUCAACCAAUUUGGGCGGAUGCGGAUACUUGGUUUGAGCGGCAGCAACAAGAGGAGGACAUGCGUCGUCUUGAAGCAGAGAAUAAAGCUGCAAUGCAGGCUGCUGAAGAACUGCAUAGGAAGCAAGUAGCCCAAGAGCGAGAAGGAGAGAAAGAAGAGGAAAGUGAGAUCAAGGAUGAUCCUAUGGCAAGGGCUGAAGCAGAGGUUGUUCAAUAGAAAAAACCAAUAACUUAUUAUUUGUAAAUCAGAGGGAGCACUUGGUAAGGGAAGCUGAUGCAUUUUUUCAUUUGUUCACUCAUCUGUAAUGUGAGAUAAAUCUGAUGCAUGGUUAGACAAAUUCCUACAGAUUAUGGAACAGGGGAUAGCUGGGGUACUUGUGAGUGAAGUUUGAUCACGUUUCACCUUUCCAUUGCCUCACUUGUAUUGUGAAAGCUGUACCAUUUUAUUGUACUUAUAAUUUUGAAGAAUAUAAUCAUAGUCUUCUGAUAUUUUACUUU